Dissoconium aciculare CBS 342.82 is the source of this 459-nucleotide messenger RNA. RefSeq lists its product as uncharacterized. The annotation marks the transcript as partial. NCBI's taxonomy places the organism in Eukaryota, Fungi, Ascomycota, Dothideomycetes, Mycosphaerellales, Dissoconiaceae. The transcript has a single exon. The record is from RefSeq and is a predicted model, not a curated record.
CCGAAGAGAAAUGGUGGCUGGCAACGCGAAGGACGAAGUGUGAAAGGUUGCAGAUCCCAGAAGUAUUUUGUGAGGCCAGUCGACGGGAAGCGCAAAGGAUACUGGGGUCGAAUCAAAGACGGCGUGACCGGCUCAGGGCCUGAUGUGUACGUCGUAGCUGCCGCCGACUCCCGCACCUUGCACAACAGUUUUCCUGAGCACAAUCGGUGGUCCAAUUGGGACUCUUUGGGAGGGCCGUUCGAGUCUGAUUCAGAUCAGAGGGACAUUUCGUUGGAUCUGCCCUGGCAGGCCCGCCAUCCUGGAAAAGUAUACAACUUCCGAACGCGGAGGUAUGAGAACGUCAACAAAAGGGCGUCGGAUCAUUAUUGGAGUCAUGCUGUGUGGCCACGACACGGGCAUGAACACCGGGACGGAUUGCACCAUCUCCCUGUUUCGACGCGUGAUAUUGAUGGGACUUGG